UGCGCUCUCCCACUGCGGACUUUUGCCCCUCCGACUUUUGAUAGUAGGUGGAGAUAAGCCAAACGCCAUCAGAGGAGAUCGGACAUGUUUUCACCGAAGUCGCCCAAAAGUCUGUCCAAAUAUGUCUCCAAGAGUAUCGGGGAGCAGAUUUGUAUGGUGGAGUGUGGCUGUAAACCGGACUACACCUGCAGCAGACAUCAGGAGAAUGGCUCUGACAUUGAGAAACAAGGCCUUGACAACUUGGCCUAUGAGUAUGGGAGCCAAAGUGAGCUAUACCCUCCACCCAAAACUGCCUCCAGAGCAACCUUCAAACUCCUGGGUCUCACCUCCGAGCACCAGGUCGAAUCUACCAAGAGCCGAAUCUCCAACCUGAGCGGAGUACUCGCCGUCCACUUGUCUUUACCCAGCACGUUGGCCAAAGUGGACUACGCAACCUCGCUUAUCACAACCAAAGAGAUUGCCCUGGAGCUCCAGAGCAUUGGAUACAAUGUGGAGUCAGCGGUGCAGAUCAGGGUGGACGGCAUGCACUGCCAGUCCUGUGUGCAAUCCAUCGAGGGACAGAUCAGCCCUGUAUCGGGGGUGUCACACAUUCAGGUGUCUCUUAAAGACGGUGCGACUCUGAUUAUAUAUCAGCCGCUUCUAGUCACACAACAGGAGCUCAGAGACAAGAUUGAGGAUAUGGGAUUUGAUGCAGCUUUAUUAACCGAUGAUCCAUCCGGAGAAGUUAUAAACCGCUGGGAGAGGGACGCACUGAAUGUGUCAAUCCAGACUAUAACCAUUUGGAUUGUAGGGAUGACUUGCAACUCUUGUGUGCAGUCCAUAGAAGGGAAGAUCUCUCAGAUGACAGGGGUGCUAUCCAUCGUUGUGUCACUGGAGGAGGAAAAGGGAACGAUAACCUUUGACCUCGGACUCACGGAGCCGGAACAGCUCAGGGCAGCUAUCGAGGACAUGGGCUUCGAAGCAUCACUCCAAGAGCCUGCAUCUCCAAAGAGUGAAAAUGAAAAGUCCAGGCCUGUCAUCUCUGGACCUUCUGACCCCUCUGCCUCACAAUCACCCAGUAAGGCGGGAGUAAGCAACGGCACUGGAUCACAGGCGGCCUCUGAAAGCUAUCUUUCCAACUCGCCUGAGAUUAAAGUACAAAAAUGCUUCGUUUGCGUAACGGGAAUGACCUGUGCUUCAUGUGUGGCGAACAUCGAGAGGAACCUGCUCAAACACAAGGGAAUUAUCUCAGUGUUGGUGUCACUCAUGGCUGGAAAGGCGGAGGUGAAGUAUGAUUCAGAUCUAAUGGAUGCUGUAGCUGUGACGCAGCUCAUAGAAGACUUAGGUUUUGGCGCCAAACUGAUUGAGGACAACGAAGUAACAAAUGGGAAACUAGAUCUUACUAUAACGGGCAUGACAUGUGCGUCAUGUGUCCACAACAUUGAGUCCAAGCUCACCACAACCAAAGGGAUCCUCAGGGCAUCAGUCGCCUUGGCAACCAAAAAAGCACAGAUCCAGUUUGACCCGGAAGUGAUCGGAGCUCGAGAUAUUAUCAAGAUCAUUCAGAGCCUCGGCUUCGAAGCCAGUCUGGUGAAAGAGGGCUUCAAAAACAACCUGGAUCACACGGAAGAGAUUCGACAGUGGAAGAACUCGUUCCUGUUCAGCCUUGUCUUCGGCGUGCCUGUCAUGGGUCUCAUGAUCUACAUGAUGGUGAUGGACAGUCAGCAUCAGGAACACGGAGGCUCCAUGCCAGAGGAGCAGAACCUGCUGCCCGGUCUCUCCCUCUUAAAUCUGGCCUUCUUCUUGCUCUGCACACCGGUUCAGAUCUUCGGAGGCCGAUACUUCUACAUCCAGGCGUAUCGUUCGUUGAAGCACCGCACGGCCAACAUGGACGUGCUGAUCGUGUUAGCCACCUCCAUCGCCUACGUCUACUCCUGCGUGGUCCUUAUUGUCGCCAUGGCAGAGCGAGCCAGCCAGAGCCCCGUCACGUUCUUCGACACUCCGCCUAUGCUCUUUGUGUUCAUCGCUCUCGGACGAUGGCUGGAGCACAUCGCAAAGAGUAAAACCUCAGAGGCUCUGGCCAAGUUAAUGUCACUUCAAGCCACAGAUGCCACUGUGGUAACUUUGGGACCUGACCACUCCAUCAUCAGUGAGGAGCAGGUGGUGGUGGAGCUGGUGCAGAGGAGCGACAUUGUGAGAGUCGCCCCAGGAGGAAAGUUCCCCGUCGAUGGGAAAGUGAUUGAGGGAAGCUCCAUGGCAGAUGAGUCCUUGAUCACAGGUGAGCCGAUGCCGGUCAGUAAGAAGGUGGGCAGCCUGGUGAUCGCUGGCACCAUCAACGCUCACGGGGCUCUGCUGGUGGAGGCGACGCAUGUGGGAGCAGACACCACCCUGUCCCAAAUAGUCAAACUGGUAGAAGAAGCCCAGACCUCGAAGGCUCCCAUCCAGCAGUUUGCAGACAGGCUCAGCGGAUACUUUGUGCCCUUCAUAGUUAUCGUCUCUCUGCUAACUCUGUUGGCAUGGCUGGCGAUCGGCUUUGUCAACUUUAACAUCGUGAAGGACAACUUCCCGGGUUAUAACACCAACAUCUCCAAGGCGGAAGUCAUCGUCCGCUUUGCCUUCCAGGCGUCCAUCACUGUUCUGUCCAUCGCCUGCCCCUGCUCUCUGGGGCUGGCGACCCCGACAGCUGUCAUGGUGGGAACAGGGGUCGGAGCUCAGAACGGGAUCCUCAUCAAAGGAGGCGAGCCGCUGGAGAUGGCCCACAAGAUCGGUGUUGUGAUGUUUGAUAAGACCGGUACGAUUACCAACGGCGUCCCUCGGGUGACGCGUGUGUUGGUGUUAUGGGAAAUGGCUCGUAUGCCCCUGAGAAAGAUCCUGGCGGUGGUCGGCACAGCGGAGGCCAGCAGCGAGCACCCUCUGGGGAUGGCGGUCGCCAAACACUGCAAAGAGGAGCUGGGCUCUGAGGUGCUGGGCUACUGCCAGGACUUCCAGGCGGUGCCGGGCUGCGGGAUCAGCUGCCGGGUGUCCAACGUGGAACAUCUGCUGCAGCAGCAGAGUGAAGACUGCAUCCUGUUGCCGGGAGCAACCACAGACGAAAGCAGCCUGCUGUCUCCUGCCGAGGCCCCGUCUACAGGUGAGAACUUAUCUUACUCUGUCCUGAUUGGGAAUCGAGAGUGGAUGAGGAGGAACGGCCAUCACAUCGGAGCAGACGUUGAUGCUGCCAUGUCCAGCCACGAGACAAAAGGGCAGACUUCUAUCCUGGUUGCUAUAGAUGGUGUUUUGUGCGCCAUGCUAGCCAUCGCAGACACAGUGAAAGCAGAGUCGGCGUUAGCGGUGCACACACUCAACAGCAUGGGCAUCGAGGUUGUCAUGAUAACAGGAGACAACAGACGCACAGCCAAAGCCAUAGCAGCACAGGUGGGGAUCAGGAAAGUGUUUGCAGAGGUGCUGCCCUCACAUAAGGUUGCAAAAGUGCAGGAGCUGCAGGAAAAAGGCCUGAGAGUGACCAUGGUGGGAGACGGGGUCAACGACUCGCCCGCCCUAGCCCGGGCUGACGUCGGCAUCGCCAUCGGCACGGGCACAGAUGUGGCUAUUGAAGCAGCGGAUAUCGUCCUCAUCAGAAAUGACCUCCUGGAUGUGGUGGCCAGUAUUGAGCUGUCCAAGAAGACAGUGCGGAGGAUAAGGAUCAACUUUUUCUUCGCUCUCAUCUACAACCUUGUAGGAAUACCCAUCGCUGCAGGUGUGUUCAUGCCGUUCGGCCUCGUGCUGCAGCCCUGGAUGGGCUCAGCUGCGAUGGCUGUCUCGUCGGUUUCAGUGGUCCUGUCUUCUUUACUGCUGAGAACGUUUAAGAAGACCUCAGUGGAGCUGUAUGAGGUGCGUGCGAGAGGCCAAAUGAGGAGCCUCCGAUCGUCUCAGAUCAGCACACAUCUGGGGCUCGACGGCCGGCGGCGGAGUCCUGCUCUCCCCACCAGACCUCGGGAGCUGAGCCAGAGCAACGCAGCGGCACCGCCCGCCUUGUCCAGCCAGGGAGCAUCCAUUAAACCUGUCCAGGAGCAGGACCGCUACUCCCUCCUGGACCACCAGACUGCAGAUCUUAAUGUAUAAUGAAUGGAAAAGGGAACAGAGACAUCACACAGAUUCUGCCUGGUUCUCAUGUUAAGAACUGAGGCUCUUUGUGUAAUAUUUCUAUGUAUUUAUGUAAAUAGACAAAGCUGAAACUUAAAAGUGCUCUUUUAUUUUUACACUUACUGCACUUUUACCUUUAGUUCAGUCACCAUGAUCUGUCACUUUCCUCUGGGGAAUGUCUAAAAAUCAAGCUGCUAAGUGAAGUUUCGACCAAGAUAUUACUAUUAUUUGUUUAUUUUUUCCUUUUUCAUACCUGCUGACAGAAGUCACACACUGUAAAUCAAACUUGCAAUGUCAAAUAGGUCUGCUUCUCUUGAGAAACUUCUGUCCAAAUGCACUUUUAAAUUGAUAUUUAUCAACCUGGACCCUGUGUUCCCAUCAUUUUGUGUCUAAGUGACUACUGGGGACAACAACUUUUGAAGAAUUGGUACAGUAUUGAACACACUGAGCAGAAAAAGGCUUUUAUUUCUCUGUAGGGUCCUUUCCAUAACAUUGUCAGACACUUAUAAUAAUAAUCUGAGCCUGUCAGCGGCAAAUACAAGGACUUUUUGUACUUUGACAGAGCGCUAUUGGCCCAUUGGAUUACAUUGUGGCUGCUGGCUGCAGCACUCUCGCUCAAUACAGGACCAAUUUAAAAAAUUGAUGUCCCCAUUAGUCUCUUAGACACAAAAAGAUGGGGAAAUAGGCUCCAGGUUGAGAACUAAGAAAGUUUCCCUUUAAGUAAAGAUGUCGGUUUGGAUGAGUGUUGGCUUGAGGCUAAACUGUCAAAGUCUAACGUCAUAAAUAAUUCAUGGAAAAAUCAACAAAAUAAUCAACAUGCUGUGUUUACAUCUUGAUUCUCCUCCCGCCUGUUUCAUCCGACCUUCCUGAUUUUGUGCCCUGAUUGGAAAUUUGCCCGUCCUUGGCUCGAUAAGAGAGACACUUUUUUUUUUAUCUUGCUGUGUUUAAGAUUCUUUAUUGCUUAGAUUUUUUUCCCCCUUCCAAGCAAAGCUACUGAGGUGUUCAUGUUAAAUACAGAAGUGAAGAAGACGAAGCUGAGUCUCAGAUCUUCUGGACUUUUCUUUCCCGGUGUAUUUUGAGCUGUGCCCGAGGAUAAUUAAUGCAGCAGAUUAAUCAAAUUACCUCAUCCCUGCACAGAAAGAGACAGUUCUUCAUUGUGUUGAGCUGAAUGAUAAGUGCAUAGAUAUAAAUAUAGUCUUUAUGGAUAGAAAUAUUGUCUCACAUUCAGGCAUGUCAUGGCAGGAGAAGCACAGGUGUGAUCAAUAACGGUAACGAACUGCAGGCUUCAUUAAUUGUUAUUAAUGACACCUGUGCUUUUUCUGCUAAGACAAGCCAAAUGUAUCUUAAUAUUUGCCUGUAUAAUUGACUUCAGACAGCAGAAACAUGGAUUUUGUCACAUUAGACGGCAUGUAAGUGAUGUUAUAGGCCGCCUAUUCAAACUGUUUGUCCUCUCUGUCCUCGUCUGUUAUUUUUUAAAAGACACAAAAGGAGCUGUGAAGUAUUUAGUUUGACACACACUGACCCCUUCAGCCUUUUUGUGUCGAGUCAUGCAACUGUUUUGUCAGCUAGUUGUAUAGGUCUGUGAAUUCCUCCUGUGUUGGUACUGGAGUAUAUUAUAUUGCUUCUGUCUUUAUGGUAGAUAAGCUUCUGUUCCAGUGUGGGAUGUGCCUGUGAAUAUGAUGUUGUUGAUGCUGUUUUGACAAAAGCUCAAAAGUUUGGGGUAGCCACAGGUUUUUAGAGCUUUCCUUUUGUGUAUUACUCAGUUAUGUGGUGACAUAUUCUACUAAUCUACAAACUUGUAUUGAAGCGGGUAGUGGGAGUCAAAGAGUAAUAUCAGUAAAUCAGAACAAAGGCUGCCACUAAUGAUUAUUUUCUUAAUUAGGGGUUGGGUUGUUUCCCGAAGCCAAAGAUAUAACCUAAAAUGUCCCAAACUGUCAAACAACCCAAAUACAAUCUGAAAAUAUUCACAUUUAAUAAUUGGUAAGUCAAGAAUUUUGCCAUCUUUCCUUUUGAAAAAGGCUCAAAAGUCUUGUGAUUUCCAGAUAUCCUGUGACGUGGAUGACGGAUGACUGAUAUUCUGCAGACGUGAUCUUUCUGUUCUGUUGCCACAAUCAUCAUUUCAUUCAGGCAAGGCAAGGCAAGGCAAGGCAAGGCAGUUUUAUUUAUAUAGUGCAUUUCAUACACAAUGGCAACUCAAUGUGCUUUAUAUAAAACAGAAAAACAUGUAAUUUGAGAAACAUUAAAACAUACAAUUAACCUCCCUC
This is a messenger RNA of Scomber japonicus (chub mackerel), 6365 nucleotides long. RefSeq names its product ATPase copper transporting beta (gene atp7b). Gene Ontology annotation, molecular function: P-type divalent copper transporter activity; ATP hydrolysis activity; ATP binding. Lineage: Eukaryota; Metazoa; Chordata; Actinopteri; Scombriformes; Scombridae. The transcript has 21 exons. Gene Ontology annotation, cellular component: membrane. Gene Ontology annotation, biological process: copper ion homeostasis; monoatomic cation transport. Bases 85 to 4080 code for a protein of 1331 amino acids. The record is from RefSeq and is a predicted model, not a curated record.